AUGGAUCUCAUGUUAGAGGGAAUCGACGGUGCACAAGGAGUAAUGGAUGAUAUUCUUAUUGCUGCUGAGACUCCUGAAGAGCAUGACCACAUCCUGAAGAGAGUGGCAACAAGAGCAAAAGAGUUGAACCUAAAACUCAACUUCAACAAGUGCCAAAUCAUACAACCUUGUGUGAAGUAUGUUGGUCACAUGAUAAUUCAAGAAGGCUUAAAAUCAGACCCUGACAAGGUGAAGGCAGUGAGAGAUAUGCCAGUACCAAAGUCAAAAGAAGAGAAGGAGCUUACAAUACAGUGUGAUGCCAGUAGCUAUGGAGUAGGUGGAGUUAUCCUACAGGAAGGUCAGCCCAUUGCUUACUCGUCCAGAGCUCUCAACAAAACAGAGCAAAAUUAUGCACAGAUCGAAAAAGAAAUGCUUGCUGUUGUACAUUGCUGCAGAAAGUUUCACCAUUAUAUAUUUGGAUGCCAUGUUACAGUGGAGAGCGACCACAAACCAUUGCAGGCAAUUUACAAGAAACCUCUGUUGUCAGCUCCUAUGCGUCUACAGGGAAUGAUGUUCAAGCUACAGCCCUACGAUAUUAUGCUUAAGUAUAAGCCAGGGAAAGAGCUAGUAAUAGGAGACAUGCUCAGUAGAGCAAAUUUGCCUAACACAGUCCAAGAUAUGGGGCCAGUCUACAUUAAUAUGGUGGAUUAUUUGUCAAUUGCUCCAGCAAGGUACCAGCAAUUCCAGGAAGCAAUAGCCACAGAGCUUAGUGAGUUGCAUACUAUGAUUCUGAAAGGAUGGCCAGACACAAAGGAGGAAGUGCCCCACUCUAUUAGGCAGUAUUGGAACACAAGAGAGGAACUCUCUGUGUAUGAUGGCAUUGUCUAUAAAGGAAAGAGAAUAGUAGUACCACCCAGCAUGCAUUCUAACAUGCUUUCUCAAGUACACAAGUUGCACCUGGGCAUCACCAAGUGCAAACAGAGAGCAAGAGAAGCCCACUACUGGCCAGGCAUGAAUCAACAGAUUGAGAACCUAGUAAAUGACUGUGCCAUUUGCAAUUCAUACCAGAACAGUCUACCGAAAGAAACACUCAGACCUAUGAAAACCCCUGAUAUGCCAUGGUCUGAAAUUGGAUCGGAUAUUAUGGACUGGAAAGGAGAACACUACUUAGUGACUGUUGAUUCCUUCUCCAAGUACACAGAGGUGGAUAAAUUGUUAGACCUCAGUAGUGCUGCAACCACUGAUGUUUUGAAAGCACAGAUUAGUCGUCAUGGCAUCCCAUUGAAGAUGCGUACAGAUAACGGUCUUCAAUACAGCUCACAAGAAUUUUCUGAGUUUUGUAUGGACUUUGACAUGAACAUGUAA
This is a messenger RNA of Lingula anatina, 1344 nucleotides long. RefSeq lists its product as uncharacterized. The record is from RefSeq and is a predicted model, not a curated record. Lineage: Eukaryota; Metazoa; Brachiopoda; Lingulata; Lingulida; Lingulidae.